AUGGAUAUUGAAUCAUGUCACCGUACAACAUCGGGCAGUGGUACACAAAAUGAAGUACCAAUCAUGGUAUCCACUAAUGAUAAUACAUUAUCUCAAGACACGAUAACAUUAAGACAUGGUAAAACUGAAGAUUUGAAAGACACUAAUACGACAGAACAACGAAUGAUUGAAUACAGUCCUGCUAUUCUUAAUUUAAAUGCUCUAACAAGACUUGACAUUUCAGGACAUGAUGAAUCGGUCGGUAUUGCACAACAACAGAAUCGAACUGUUAUUCAGCCACCAUCAUUUUGGUCACUGAAUGGACUCCGCGUUCGAUGGGCUGAUCCUCUGUUUCGAAAAAUGUUACGGAAUGUAUUCCUAUUGGCAUGUUCAUGGAGUCUUGGUCAAGCCAUAAAUUAUAUUCAAAUAAGUACGACCACGUUAGCAGCCACACGUUUUACCAAUAAGCAUCUGGCUACAAUACCUAUCGGCUUAAUGCUUUUAGUUGGUACUAUUUUGUCUAUAUUUUUGCCCCGUGCUAUAGCUCGUUUUGGAUACCGACGACCAUUAUAUCUUGGUACUCUAAUGGCUUUUAUCGGAUCUGGACUUAGCAUUGUGGCAACAUGGUAUGAGCUCUAUUGGUUGUUGAUUGUGAGUACUGGAUUUGUAGGUGGACAAGUGCCGUGUACAUUAUACUAUCGUCUGGUAGCAUUGCAGUUUUCAACGCAAGAAUUUGCUCCAAAAGCCAUCGCAAUGGUUAUAGCUGGUGGUUGUUUUUCUUCGAUACUCGGGUAG
Molecule: messenger RNA, 774 nt
Organism: Rotaria sordida
Lineage: Eukaryota; Metazoa; Rotifera; Eurotatoria; Philodinida; Philodinidae
Source: the annotation of a GenBank genome assembly